CCCAUAAUAAUAGUCGUUCUCACUGAGGAUACACAAUCAAUGCCUUGGAGUAUUCUUAUAUUAUGCUCCAGAUGAUCUACUGUUUGUUGGUCUACAGUACAUGAGACAGUAUUUCUACUUUGUGUGUGUGUCUUUGCAGCAACCCUUCCGACCUGAUGACGGGCCCCAGGAGCAGCAGGUGCAGCAGGAGGACGAGCGGCCGGUCUCGGCCCACGUCCCUGUGGAUGAAGAUGAGGGUGAGCUGGAUGAGCGCGGCCGGCACCAGCAUGAAGGCGACGGUGAAGGCCAGCCAGUGCCGGUCGUCCGUGCGGCCGUAGCUGGCGCACAGCGCGGCGGCGUUGAGCAGCUCGGCGCAGUAGAGCAGCGUGGCGAGCAGCACGCCCAGCGGGGGGCGCGCGCGGCUCGGAUUCACCACCACCACCACCACCCCGCUGUCCGACGCCGAGGGCUCCGCGUACGAAAUCUCCCUCUCCUGCUCCUCCAUGGUACCGCCCGCAGAGAAAAUGGUGGCCGGCGUGCGCGCCUUGCUCACUUCAAGACGACAUGUUCAACCUGAUGAGCAACUGCUGCGGCUGGUUCUCCAAAAUCCAGGAGCCAAUCAGGCGAGUGACCGUUCUGGUGGUCGGUCUCGACAAAGCAGGAAAGACGUCCUCCGUCCGAGGCAUGUUAAGAGUCCCCCACGCCGUGGAGGGAGGCCCCACCCACGGCUGCGCGAGGAGCGAGCUGAGAGUGGAGAAUUAUCUGGUCACCUUGCUGGACGUGGGCGGCUCGUCGGAGUCGCAGGGGGCCUGGGGGGAGUUUUACGGCGAAGCGCACGGUUUCGUCUUCGUGGUGGACUCCGGCGACCGGCCGAGGAUCAAGGAGGUCAAGGAGGUCCUGGCUGACCUGCUCAAGCAGCCCAGAGUGGCAGGAAAACCCAUCCUGGUCUUGGCUAACAAACAAGACAAAAUGAACGCCCUGCUGGGAAGUGAGCUGAUCGAGAUGCUCUCAUUGGAGAAGUUGGUCAACCAGAGCCGCUCUCUGUGCCAUAUUGAGCCUUGUUCGGCCUUAAUGGACCUACGGCGCCGGUCGGACCGGAAGGCGUUCCGAGGCCUCCGCUGGCUGCUGCGAGCCGUCUGUCUGGAUUACCCGCGGCUGUGCGCCCGCGUGGCGCGGGACAGCAAGAGGCCUCCGGAGCCCAGAGAGCGGAACGGCAAAUCGGAGAAGCCGAGAAGAAGAAACAAGAGUCGACGCAGCAAGUCGGACCUCCGUCAGGUUCACAGGCCAAAGGACAAGGAAAACAUGAGCAAAGGGGAAGGAAAGUUGCAGCCCAUCCGGGACAUACUGCAGAAGGAGAACACACUGAAAAAGACGCUGAAGAAAUCCACCAGGAGGAAGAAAAGGCUCAUCGAAGCCGACGUAGACGAGCAAGCGGACGCGACGGCAAACGAGCGGGAGGAAGAAGAGGAGGAGGAGGAGGAGGAGCCCGGCCGAGGCGAGCGCGACAACGCCGGCCGGCCGCGCAAAACCGGCAGCGCGCUCGGCCCGCCCGGUAAGGCGAGACCGCGACAGAAGGGCAAGGCCAACGACGACACCCCCGAUGCGCAAUCGCCGCGCGACGACCACAAGCCCCUCAGAGCCAAGGGGCAAAAGAGGAAAAAGAAGAAAGGUGCGAAAGUUAAAAGGAGGAACAAGAUCAACACGGAAGGAACGCCUGGAGCGUCGUCUCAAGCCGUCGACCUCUCGGCCACAUUUGAUCUUUACCGAAAAGCCAUACUGGCUCUGAAGAAGCGUCAGGAGGAUCGAGGACAAUGACAGAGGAAACCUGCUCGUGUGGCAU
Phycodurus eques (leafy seadragon) is the source of this 1819-nucleotide messenger RNA. It is a transcript of the gene arl13a, whose product is annotated as ADP-ribosylation factor-like 13A. The coding region runs from base 544 to 1794 and encodes 416 amino acids. The record is from RefSeq and is a predicted model, not a curated record. Gene Ontology annotation, biological process: receptor localization to non-motile cilium; non-motile cilium assembly. Gene Ontology annotation, molecular function: GTP binding; GTPase activity. Lineage: Eukaryota; Metazoa; Chordata; Actinopteri; Syngnathiformes; Syngnathidae. The transcript has 10 exons. Gene Ontology annotation, cellular component: ciliary membrane; non-motile cilium.